This is a messenger RNA of Saprolegnia diclina VS20, 622 nucleotides long. RefSeq lists its product as hypothetical. The record is from RefSeq and is a predicted model, not a curated record. Bases 122 to 400 code for a protein of 92 amino acids. The transcript has a single exon. NCBI's taxonomy places the organism in Eukaryota, Oomycota, Saprolegniomycetes, Saprolegniales, Saprolegniaceae.
GCGGGAGAGGCCAAGAGCGCCAUCGUUUGCCUUCGGCGCUGGGGCCGAGAGCCAAUCAGAAGGCAGCUUUCGGGGCGACGUUCGUGGUGGCGAGCAGUCAAUCUCGGAUUUGACUCUGAAAAUGAACCGCGCUCUUGCCAACCCCGCGAACCUCCAGGUCGAGCUCCGCCACGUGGGCCGCAUCGUCGCGCCGCUUGCCACGUGGGCCGCCCCCCUCGGCGCCAUCGUCGCCUGGUGCGCGUGGCCCGGCCUCACGCCGGAGUUCAAGGAAGAGUCCCUCGGCAUCAAGCAGGCGCCGGCGCACGGCUCGAUCGCGGCCGCUGCCAACCUCCGCCCGAGCUCCAAGUACAAGUACAUCAAGAACGAGAUUGGCGAACGCCCGUCGUUGGACGACGAAUAGACUUGUGUGGUGCCCUAGAUUUAAUUCGACCCAAAGACCACAUCUGGGUUGCUGUCUGUACACGUCUACGCGCCCUCAUACCCUGACGAUGCUGGCGAUGCGAACAUGCAGCAGUGACUCUGGGGCGUAAACGACGUUCACUGCACGGCGGCGAAUACGACCUUGAACACCGUGAUACGCUCCAAGUAUUCCUCCACGAGCUGGCCGAUGACACACCAUAUG